Messenger RNA from Penicillium salamii, 1044 nucleotides. The record is from the annotation of a GenBank genome assembly. NCBI's taxonomy places the organism in Eukaryota, Fungi, Ascomycota, Eurotiomycetes, Eurotiales, Aspergillaceae.
AUGAAUUUUGAAACCAAUUCCUUUAUAAUCCCAUGUGUCCGCAUCCCUUCACUACGGAACAGAAAAUUGAAGAUCUGCUCGGCAAGGAGACUUUUCGCCGAAACCAAUCGUCAAUUCAUCGAAGUUCGCUUUCUAUUUAACUUCUCGCGCCUAAAUAUCAGCCAUUCAUUUAAAGACCAAUUACUCACGAUACAUACCCCCUUAUUUCUCUUCCCAUCCCAGUCUGUGCUACCCAUCAUGGCGCUCACAUACGCGCAAAUCCCACUCCAAGUUGAAGGAGUCAACCUCAACCUCGCCACAAUCCACACUUUGAAGGAAACACCACCAAUCCUGUUUCUACAUGGCUUCGGCUCUUGCAAGGAAGAUCUAGCCGACAUUGUUGUCAACCCACGCAUGCAGCACCAUGGAUUCAUCGCCUUUGACGCGCCCGGCUGCGGGCACUCAGACAGUGACAACCUGUCCGCGACGGAUAUCCCAUUCCUUGUGGCAACCGCCGAGGCAAUCCUGUCCCACUUCCAAAUCACCAAAUUUCAUCUAAUGGGCCACUCCAUGGGCGGUCUGACUGCGCUGCUUCUUGCGCACAGCCACCCCGAUCGAGUCCUGAGCUUCGUGGACAUCAAAGGCAACCUCGCGUCAGAGGAUUGUUUCCUCAGCCGGCAAAUUUUCAGCUUCCCCUCUGAUGACCCGGAGGUUUUCCUCGAUGCCUUUAUCACUCGUACUCGCGAGUCAAAGUCCUUCGGUAACCCUCUGUAUGCGAGCACUUUGCGUGCGAGAGUACGUGCCGGUGCUGUGCGCGCGAUCUUCGAGUCCAUGGUGCAGCUAUCGGAUAGUGGAGAUCUUCUGGGCAUGUUCCUAGCACUGCCGUGUCCGAAGAUGUUCAUGUUUGGAGAGGAAAACCGCGGAUUGUCGUAUCUAGGGCAGUUGGAAAAGGAGGGUGUGGAGUUGGCGCUUAUCCCGGAGAGUGGACAUUUCCCCAUGUAUUCCAACCCGGUCGAGAUGUGGCGUCGGAUUGCGAAUUUUUUUGCGAAGAAUGAAUUGAAAUAG